GUCAACUAUGGCUCCCCUCUCGUAGUGAUGGAGGCGCUUCGUUGACAACAAAACCAAACUGCCACUUUUUUUCUAUUGUCUGUCUCCUGACACGAGUGGGAAUUACAAUGCAGAAGAUAAAGUCACUCAUGGCCCGGCAGGGUCUGAAAAGCCCCCAAGAGAGCAUGGCAGACCUCAGUCCUGUGGAGAACCUCAGGAUCCCAAGCAAGGAGGAGUUGCGGGAGCUGAGGGAGCAGCCCAUUGACCCCCAGGCGGAGCAAGAGAUCAUCGACAGCAUCGAGGAGGUCUACUUUUCUAACGACUCCUUCGACAUGGUGCAGCACGAGCUGGAGAAACUCCCACCUGAGCUAAACCUGCAGGAGCUGGAGGAGUACAGAGACAAACUGAAGAAACAACAAGCAGCAGUUUCUAAAAAGGUCGCUGAUCUGAUCCUGGAGAAACAGCCUGCUUAUGUCAAGGAGCUGGAGAGAGUGACAGCAUUACAGACGAACCUGCAGCUGGCAGCAGUCAUUUGCACUAAUGCAAGAAGGCAACUAAGUGUAGCGAAGGAGGGAUUCACAGAAGCCAGCCUGGGUCUGUUGGCCAAUCAGAGGAGACGACAGCUGCUCACAGGCCUGCUGAAAUCACUGAGAACCAUCAAGACACUGCAAAGAACAGAUGUACGACUCAGCGAGAUGCUUGAGGAGGAAGACUAUCCAGGUGCAAUCCAGCUCUGCCUGGAAUGUCAAAAAGCUGCCAGCACCUUCAAACACUACAGCUGCAUAAGUGAGUUGAAUUCCAAACUACAAGACACUCUGGAGCAAAUCGAGGAGCAGCUUGAUGUCGCCCUCUCCAAGACGUGUAAAAAUUUUGAUGUUUCGCACUACACCAAGGUCCAGUCGGCCUACACACUCCUGGGCAAGACACAGACUGCCAUGGACCAGCUACACAUGCACUUCACCCAGGCCAUCCACAACACUGUGUUCCAAGUUGUUCUGGGAUAUGUGGAGCUUUGUGCUGGCAACGCUGAUACCAAGUUCCAGAAAAUGCAAUACAAGGACCUCUGCACGCAUAUCACCCUGGACAGCUACAUACCCUGCCUGACAGAUCUUUGCAAGGCAUUAUGGGAGGUGAUGCUGAGCUACCAUCGCACCAUGCAGUGGCACGAGGAGCAUGACAAACUGGAGGCUGCACCCUCUCCAGAUGACACAGCAGUGUUGGAGUCUGACGAGUUGGUGGUGGACCGCAGCUAUGUCAAGAAGAAGCUGGAACAUGGGCUGACGCGGAUUUGGCAGGAUGUCCAGCUGAAAGUUAAGGCCUACAUCCUCGGCACAGACAUGUCCAACUUCAAAUAUGAUGAUUUCAUCGUAGUCCUAGAUGUCAUCAGCAGGUUGAUGCAGGUGGGUGAGGAGUUCUGUGGCAGCAAGUCUGAGGUCCUACAGGAGUCCAUCAAACGCCAGAGUGUCAACUAUUUCAAGAACUACCACAGGGCACGACUGGAAGAGCUGAGGAUGUUUCUGGAAAAUGAGACGUGGGAGCUGUGCCCGGUCAAGUCAAACUUCAACAUCGCACAGCUCCAUGAGUUUAAGUUCAUGGGCCAGUGCCGCUCUCCAUCCGUGUCCCCGAGCAGACAAGCGGUGUCCUCGACCAGCCCGGCUCAGGAGGAGAUGUCUCUAUUUCAGCAGUACCUGCAGGAGGGAAACCCCUUUGAGAUGCACACUGAGCACAGAGAGGAGGAGACUGAGGAUGUCCUGGCAUCUAACGGAUAUGAGUCAGAUGAGCUGGAGAAGAGUGUGUAUCAAGAUUACGACAGUGACAGUGAUGUCCCAGAGGAGCUCAAGCAGGACUUUGUGGACGAGCAGACAGGAGACGUCCCCCUCAAGAGUGUGUCCCGAGAGACCAUCCGAAGCAAGAAGAAGUCUGACUACAACCUGAAUAAAACCAACGCACCUAUUCUCACCAAUACCACCCUCAACGUCAUCCGGCUUGUCGGUAAAUACAUGCAGAUGAUGAACAUCCUGAAGCCAAUCGCCUUCGAUGUCAUCCACUGUGUGUCACAGCUGUUUGACUACUACCUGUAUGCUGUCUACACCUUUUUUGGGCGCAAUGACAUGUAUGAGUCAUCGGGUAUGGGCCUUAUCAGCAGCAGACUAAGAACCACGCUGAAUCGGAUCCAGGAGAGCCUCAUCGACGUGGAGGCAGUGGGGGAGAAUGCAGGAGUCCACGGUCCAGCAGAGGACAAGAAGGAGAAGGUGCCCAGCCCCCACCUCAGCCAACUGGUGGUCCUCACUAACAGCGGGACUCUUUAUGGGCUCGCCCAGCGGGUGGUGGCCACUGAAUCUCUUGUUUUUCUUGCUGAACAAUUUGAAUCCCUCCAGUCCCACCUGGACACCAUGAUGCCUGCAGCCAAGAAGCCCUUCCUACAACAGUUUUACUCCCAGACGGUGUCGACAGCCAGUGAACUCCGGAAACCAAUUUACUGGAUUGUUGCAGCAAAGGCCAUCGACUACGAACAAAUGCUGCUCAUGAUGGCAGGAGUUAAAUGGGACAUUAGAGAGAUAAUGUCACAGCAUAAUGUGUACGUGGACGCCCUGUUAAAGGAAUUUGAACAGUUCAACAAGCGUCUUGGAGAUGUUUCCAGACAUGUACGCAUCCCGCUGCCUGUGUCUAAUGUCCUGUGGGAGCACUGUAUCCGUCUGGCCAACAGGACUCUAGUAGAAGGCUAUGCCAAUGUGAAGAAAUGUAGCAACGAGGGCCGGGCCCUGAUGCAGCUCGACUUCCAACAGUUCCUCAUGAAGCUGGAGAAGCUGACCGACCUGCGACCCAUCCCUGACAAAGAGUUUGUGGAGACCUACAUCAAGGCCUACUACCUGACGGAAAACGACAUGGAGCAGUUUAUCAAGAACCACAGGGAAUACUCCAUGAAGCAGCUAGCCAACCUAGUGAAUGUUUGCCUCGGCUCACACAUCAACAAGAAGGCUCGUCAGAAGCUUCUGGCAGCAAUCGAUGACAUUGACAGACCCAAGAGAUAGACUGACGGCCAGAGCUGACCCUGAACGCAUCAUCAUCAUCCAGUCACAGAGACGGACACUCCAGCACAGAAUGUCUUUAUUUCCACUUUCACAUUGGGGUGUAUUGAACAAGUACAGACGCUGUAUACAUCAAUGUAAGCUAAUACGUUAGCCGUAUGCUAAUUGUAUAUUAAUCCAUAGUCAUUGUGUGGUCAAAAACACAAUUUUUUGACUUGUUGAAUGCACCUCACAGCAUAAAUACUAAAAACUUUCAUCAUCAAGCAUGCUGCAGUUACUCUACAUAUACUGAACAUGGAUCACAGUGCACACUUUUUCCUUUUCAUUUACUAAAUAUGCUGCUUACAAAGUUUUAUGCAAAUGUCUGCAACCACAACAACUUCAGAUUCUCCAGUAACCAUGCAAAGAUCGUUCACAUCCCAAUUAAAGAAUGUAAACUUGAGAUGGCAUCUCAUCUUUUUUUGCUCAGUUUCUCACAUGACUCCCUUCUUCAGAUUAAAAUACUAUAAUACUUAAUUUCAAAGUCCUGUAAAACGAGUUUUGUAUGAAAAAUGGCUGGAUUACAGAUCAAAGAAGAGUCAGUAGGGGUUAUUAACCUCUUCUUUCUGUUACCAAGCUUCAUCCUUUGGCUGAAUGUCCUUCAGAUGUAUAUUCGAUAGAUCUUGGUUCUUUUUCCCCUCUUUGAUUUAUCAUUUUCCUCUGGAUAUUAUUUUAUUUCAGGUUAUGUUUUGUGCCUGGCUGGAUUCUUAUGUCUGUGUUUGUUUGUUCUGUCUGUCGUUGACAUAAAUUUAAUAUAAUAAUGAUUAUGAAAAUAAUAUAAAUUGCUAUAGUUAGCAUAUUGUAUAUGAUCUCCUGCUGCUUUUGAUUGUUUGGCAUUCAUCAUAUCUGAGGAGAAAAUUACUUUAAUGUUCUGGAGUCAGUUUUUGAAAAAUCAGGUUCCUGGCCUUCAUGCUGACUAGUAAAAUGUUGUUUUAAUAUCAGUUUCGGACUCUGAUGAUGUGAUUUCUCACAAAUCUGCGACUGAACUGUGUCAAGAGCUUUCCUCUGUGCUUUAAAGCCCCCCUCCUGUCGUCUCCAUUAGGCCAGACCUGCCGAGAGCGCAGAUUGAUUUUCUGCUGAAGAGAGUAAAAAAAAAAAGACCUGGAGUUGCAGCUUUUGAUACGGCUUCAUAUUUCCUGUGCAACUGUUCCAUGAAGAAUACUGUAAAUGUGAAUGUUUUGAACAGUGUAUGUAUUUAUUUCUCGCUCUGUGUCUUGUUUUGGGGUUUUAUAUGAUGAUUGCUGGAAGUGUGCUGCCAUUGAUCACCUCUCAGCAUCUUGUAACUUAUCAGCUGAAGCUAAAAGGUAUAUUUAAACUUUGUCAGAAUUAUGUUUAGGGUCAAGUGCACUAAAGUGAAAAUAAUCAGUAAUCAGUGUUUAACUGUAGGUUGAUCCAAAAUGAUUCUAACAUAAUAAACACACUAAUAAGAAGA
Molecule: messenger RNA, 4479 nt
Organism: Cheilinus undulatus (humphead wrasse)
Lineage: Eukaryota; Metazoa; Chordata; Actinopteri; Labriformes; Labridae
Gene: vps50
Product: VPS50 EARP/GARPII complex subunit
Exons: 28
Coding region: 108-3011 (967 amino acids)
Biological process (GO): retrograde transport, endosome to Golgi; endocytic recycling
Cellular component (GO): EARP complex
Molecular function (GO): SNARE binding
Source: RefSeq, a predicted model, not a curated record